AUGCAGCGCUUUAUUGAUUCCUCGAUUGCAGAGCCUGCUCGCUGGUUUAGCUGGUUUAGCUUCCGAGCACUGCGGCACCGGGAAGGGAUGACAAAUAUCUUCUUUCCAGAGCUUGGCCUCCAGAAAAGAGGAUGCUGUCUGGUGCUGGGCUACAUGGCCAAGGACAAGUUUCGGAGGAUGAAUGAAGGCCAAGUCUACUCCUUCAGCCAGCAACCCCAGGACCAAGUGGUGGUGUCAGGACAGCCAGUCACGCUGUUGUGUGCCAUCCCGGAAUACGAUGGCUUCGUCCUGUGGAUCAAAGAUGGCUUGGCUCUGGGUGUAGGAAGAGAUCUCUCAAGCUACCCCCAGUACCUGGUGGUGGGAAACCACCUGUCAGGAGAGCAUCACCUGAAGAUCCUGAGGGCUGAGCUGCAGGAUGAUGCCGUGUACGAAUGCCAGGCCAUCCAGGCUGCCAUCCGGUCCCGCCCUGCACGCCUCACAGUCCUGGUGCCACCAGAUGACCCCAUCAUCCUAGGAGGGCCUGUGAUCAGCCUUCGGGCAGGGGACCCUCUCAACCUUACCUGCCAUGCGGACAAUGCCAAGCCUGCAGCUUCCAUCAUCUGGCUACGUAAAGGAGAGGUCAUCAAUGGGGCCACCUACUCCAAGACUCUGCUUCGAGAUGGCAAACGUGAGAGCAUCGUUAGCACCCUCUUCAUCUCACCUGGAGACGUAGAGAAUGGACAGAGUAUCGUGUGCCGAGCCACCAACAAAGCCAUCCCUGGAGGAAAGGAGACCUCAGUCACCAUAGACAUUCAGCACCCCCCACUUGUCAACUUGUCGGUAGAACCACAGCCGGUAUUGGAGGACAACAUCGUCACGUUCCACUGCUCUGCAAAGGCCAACCCAGCUGUCACCCAGUACAGGUGGGCCAAACGAGGUCACAUCAUCAAAGAGGCAUCUGGGGAGCUGUACAGGACCACUGUGGACUACACAUACUUCUCAGAGCCUGUGUCCUGUGAAGUGACCAAUGCCUUGGGCAGUACCAACCUCAGCCGCACAGUGGAUGUCUACUUUGGUCCCCGGAUGACCUCAGAGCCUCAGUCGCUGCUGGUAGAUCUGGGCUCAGAUGCGGUCUUCAGCUGCGCAUGGAUCGGCAACCCAUCUCUGACCAUCGUGUGGAUGAAGCGGGGUUCUGGUGUGGUCCUGAGCAAUGAAAAGACUCUGACCCUCAAGUCCGUCCGCCAGGAGGACGCUGGGAAGUAUGUGUGCCGGGCUGUGGUGCCCCGGGUAGGAGCUGGGGAAAGAGAGGUGACCUUGACUGUCAAUGGACCCCCCAUCAUCUCCAGCACACAGACCCAGCAUGCCCUCCACGGAGAGAAGGGCCAGAUCAAGUGCUUUAUCCGGAGCACGCCGCCGCCUGACCGAAUCGCCUGGUCCUGGAAGGAGAAUGUGCUGGAAUCAGGGACAUCAGGGCGCUACACAGUGGAGACAGUGAGCACGGAGGAGGGUGUCAUCUCCACGCUGACCAUUAGCAACAUUGUGCGUGCUGACUUCCAGACCAUCUACAACUGCACAGCCUGGAACAGCUUCGGCUCUGACACAGAGAUCAUCCGACUCAAGGAACAAGGUUCGGAAAUGAAGUCGGGAGCCGGGCUGGAAGCAGAGUCUGUGCCAAUGGCCGUCAUCAUCGGGGUGGCCGUAGGAGCUGGUGUGGCCUUCCUCGUCCUAAUGGCAACCAUUGUGGCCUUCUGCUGUGCCCGUUCCCAGAGAAAUCUCAAAGGUGUUGUGUCAGCCAAAAAUGAUAUCCGAGUGGAGAUUGUACACAAGGAGCCAGCUUCUGGCCGGGAGGCUGAAGACCACACCACCAUCAAGCAGCUGAUGAUGGACCGGGGCGAAUUCCAGCAAGACUCAGUGCUGAAGCAGCUGGAGGUUCUCAAAGAAGAGGAGAAGGAGUUUCAGAACCUGAAGGACCCCACCAACGGCUACUACAGCGUCAACACCUUCAAAGAGCACCACUCAACCCCAACCAUCUCCCUGUCCAGCUGCCAGCCAGACCUGCGUCCUACGGGCAAACAGCGUGUGCCCACAGGCAUGUCCUUCACCAACAUCUACAGCACCUUGAGUGGCCAGGGCCGCCUCUACGACUAUGGACAAAGGUUCGUGUUGGGCAUGGGCAGCUCUUCCAUCGAGCUUUGCGAGCGGGAGUUUCAGAGAGGCUCCCUCAGCGACAGCAGCUCCUUCCUGGACACGCAGUGUGACAGCAGUGUCAGCAGCAGCGGCAAGCAGGAUGGCUACGUGCAGUUCGACAAGGCCAGCAAGGCCUCUGCCUCCUCUUCCCACCACUCCCAGUCCUCUUCCCAGAACUCCGACCCCAGUCGACCCCUGCAGCGGCGGAUGCAGACUCACGUCUGAGGAUCAUGCACUGUGGCGGGGAUGGGCCAGGGGGGAGGACAGGGCACAUCUUUGUUCUCCAAGGACUGGGGCUACUUAGCAGAGGACCCUAGGACUGGCCGCCUCCAGGGUGACCUCCGAGCACCUCUGCCACCACCUUCCUCCGAAGCUCUAAUCAAGCACAAAUCUGUCUCCCAGGUGGGAAAUAAAGAGGAUGCAGCUGAGUGCAUACUGCUCAGGGCUUUGGCCCUUGCUCUCCCCUAAAGGCCCCUCAGCCACCCUGCCCUCCCACAGGCACUAGUGGCAGCUAGAACUUUGCUUUUAUGAAACUGCCGUCCACUCUCCUAGUUCCUCUUGCUGCCCAUAAGCUAUCCCUGGUGUCUGUGUUCCUUACAGCUUUGGGGAACGGAGGACUUUUCCCCAGCGCUGAGUUGCUCCAGAGACCCCAGCUUCCCCACUGUGCAUAGCCUGUCCCACAGAGGCUGAGGGUUGAGAAAUGACCCUGGCCAGCGGAGCAUCUGCCUGGGCGCCCACCCCCUGAUUUGUCUGGUGUUUUGUGACUAUAUUCUGUUCUUGGACUUGAUGCCUCUGAGCUUGGUGGUGGGACUGGCCCGUCAGCCCGGUGUCCUCAGAGCUGAGGAAGGGAAGGAGGGAGAAUGUGAACGCCUGGAGAAGACCUGGCCCCACACACUCUGUUGCAGGCUGUCCAGUGCGGCGCCCUCACCCUCACCCCUGCUUCGUGUUCUCCCUUCCUUCCUGCAGCACAAUCAAGCUGAUCUAAGGAGUGUGAGAACUUCUCUGGCCAGGGUUUGGUGAGCAGUUACCUCAGAGUGCUUCCUGGGAGGUGUGGAUUUGAGGGCCUGAAGUACAGGCUGGAGGAUGAGACAGACUUUUUCAGCUGAUGAACACAAGAAACAAUUAUCCAUUCUCCAGUGGACUGGACUCUGUGCAAGGGGAAACAUUUUUCUGCACCUCUCCCUCCCAUCACGCUCCACUUAAGAAUAAACGGUAGGGCCGUUACCCCCAACAAAA
Molecule: messenger RNA, 3402 nt
Organism: Onychomys torridus (southern grasshopper mouse)
Lineage: Eukaryota; Metazoa; Chordata; Mammalia; Rodentia; Cricetidae
Gene: Kirrel3
Product: kirre like nephrin family adhesion molecule 3
Exons: 17
Coding region: 1-2391 (796 amino acids)
Biological process (GO): synapse assembly; cell-cell adhesion
Cellular component (GO): cell-cell junction
Molecular function (GO): cell adhesion molecule binding
Source: RefSeq, a predicted model, not a curated record